This is a messenger RNA of Manduca sexta (tobacco hornworm), 2804 nucleotides long. It is a transcript of the gene Bx, whose product is annotated as LIM domain only protein 3. Lineage: Eukaryota; Metazoa; Arthropoda; Insecta; Lepidoptera; Sphingidae. Gene Ontology annotation, cellular component: nucleus. Bases 229 to 996 code for a protein of 255 amino acids. Gene Ontology annotation, molecular function: transcription coactivator activity; DNA-binding transcription factor binding. The record is from RefSeq and is a predicted model, not a curated record. The transcript is spliced from 6 exons. Gene Ontology annotation, biological process: positive regulation of transcription by RNA polymerase II.
CGGCCGUAGUCGCGGUCGCACGUCACUGCGCGCUCGCUCCUCGCUCCGCACUCGAUCGCGAAAAACUUUUCUGUGUGGUGUAACGUAGCAAUUUUCACGAACACAAACAUGAACAAGAUUUUUUUGUGUUGUGAUUUAUAUUUUGUUGUGUAGAGACUGAUUUGUCGUAAGAGUGUUCUGAAGAGGCUAAUUACAAGUCGCUAGGCUAAUUGGCGGGGCCGGCGUUUCAUGAAGUGCGAGAGGCGCACGCCGCAGCAAACAAGCGGCGGUAGUCCAGGCUCGGGAGUGCCAGGAGGCCCGCACAUGUUGGCGAUGGACGUCACCAAGGAGGCGCGCGCCUCGCCGCUGCCGGCCUCCGCGCAACCGCCCAGUUCGGCGCCCGCGCAGCAGCCGCCACAGCCGCAGAUAUGCGCCGGGUGCAGCAAGGUGAUCACGGAGCGGUAUCUGCUCAAAGCCCUGGAUCAGCUGUGGCACGAGGAUUGCCUCAAGUGCGGCUGCUGCGACUGUCGGCUUGGUGAAGUCGGUCAUACGCUCUACACGCGCGCCAACCUCAUCCUAUGCAAGAGGGAUUAUUUGAGGUUGUUUGGCAACACUGGCUACUGCGCGGCGUGCAAUAAAGUGAUCCCCGCGUUUGAGAUGGUAAUGCGCGCGCGCAGCAACGUCUACCAUCUCGAGUGCUUCGCAUGCCAGCAGUGCAAUCACAGGUUCUGCGUGGGCGAUCGAUUCUACCUGUGCGAGAACAAGAUCUUGUGCGAGUAUGACUACGAGGAACGGCUGGUGUUCGCAAACAUGGCGUACAACCCGCCGCCGCUUGCGCAUCUCAAGCGGCAGACCACACACCUGCCACCACCACCGCAAUCUAGCAACGCGAUGGGCGCUCUGAUGAACGGCUCCAGCCGCUCCGGCGACCUGAACAACAACAUGUCGGGCUCCUCCCCCGCUCCCUUCGCGGCGCCCCCGCACCUCAAGCCCCUCGGACUCUCUGCGUCCAGCUGAGACUACCGCGCAUGAGACGCGUUCCACCCUUACGCCAAGUAUCAGAACUGAUCACGAGGAGUAAAUGAACAAUAACACGCAAUGUGACAUGAUCGUUUAUCGAAAAAGGACGUUCUAAGUGUUUUUAUGUAUCAUAGUUGUAAUAAAUGCAAAGUAAAUGCCAAACUAUAGCUACAAUUUCAUUGUUUACGUGUUUAAAAUAUUAACCAUCUUUUUCAUUUAUGUACAAUUUUAUGUAAAUAGUUCUCUUUUAGUUUAUAUUAUCUCAGAAUUUGAUCUCAAAUGGGCAAUUUUGAUAAAUUAGGUAGUGGAAAAAUAUUGUGUAAGGGAAUAGAGACGUCGUAGGAACUGUGCCCUCUAAUUAAUUCGUGAGGUUUGGAGUGUAAAGCUGAGUUUACAUUUGCGCGAUGACGAUUUACAACGUGUAUUGGAUGUGUGAUACAAGUGUGAAUUCAGCUUUAUAGAGUGGGUAAAAGACUGCAGUGGAUCAUCGUGAAGAAUGUACUGUAUUGUAGUGAGUUAAUAAAUGUUAUUGUAAAUAUUUUAUAUUAUUCUAGUGUACCAUUGUACAAGUAACUAUGUCCCAUAAUUGAUGUGUUAAUCGAUCAAAUUAUAAUUCAUUUUCUUGUGAAAUGUUUGGCGAUGUUAUUAUAGAUUUAUUUCUACGUGCAUUUUUACUGUAAUAUUCCUGUCGUGUUCUGACGAAGUCAUAAUUUGUAUCAAACGUCGUCGACGUAUUUCAAUUUUAGCUCCAUCGUCAAACAGUUAGAAUGUAUAGAGUUAUAUAUAAAUGAACUUUAAAAUGUAAACAACUUCACCUAUUAUGUAUUUAAUAAUAACGUAAUUCGAUCUUUGCAAGGUUAUUUCAACGCUGAUCGUUUUUAAUAAGCGGUGACUCUUAGGGUUGCCACACCUGCUUUAUAUAGAAUACAUCUUUAGUAAUUACUUUGUCGAUCGAUAUAAGAUAUAAUGUUUUCAUAGAAAUAAAAUAUUAUUUCUGGCAAAAUUGACAGCCCUACGUUAACCUGUUGCCCACAUUACGGGCCAACUUAUUCCAAAGUUGAAAAGGUUUAUUCAACUUUUAGCCGAUUUAUAUAGUUUAUAUGAAACUUGCUGGAAUCAUAUUAUUUGAUGGAAAUAACUAUUCGAAUGUAUACUUUAUUUACAUAGUGUUUUGGCACUUUUCUAGCACUUUGUUAUUUCGUUUUGUACCUAUUCUAUAAGCUGUUAAGUUUAUUAUAAACAUUGUUACGAUGUUUGUAUUAUUUAUGUAAAUAAAUCAACUAUGAUUAGAUUAUUAUAUGAUAUGCAUUGAAUAUAAAAUAUUUGAAUUAACUAGUGAAAUGUAAUAUGUGUUGACAGAUACAUAAUUGAUGUACGUGCUGAAUAGUUCAAAUUAGUUUUCUUAGUGAUAUUUUAAUGUCUUAACAUGUUUCGAAUGUUAGUUAUUCAUUAUGUGCAGUUGCCAAUAUCUUACAAUAUCGAUAAUCAUUUAAGAUGACGUUGUCUAUGCAUUUAUAAUGUGAAAAUCAUAAUUAUUCUGAUGUCUGCAUACAGCAUUAAAGUCAAAAAUAUUGUAUCGCUUUGCUACGUCUAUAAGUGAAUUGUAAAAUGUUUGUAUUAUAAUGUAUUGCCGAUGAAAUAAUAGUUAAAUUUUAGUUGGCGACUGUACAGUGUCAAGCAUUCCUGACGAUGCGUGGUUGCUUAGUAAAUCUUCAACACAUUUGUAUAAAUAUGAAUGUGUCGGAUUCAUUUUAACCAAUGAUAUGACCAAAGAUGUAGUCCAUUAAAUCCUUGUUCAAACAGUA